AUGGUAAUAAAAAAACGAAAAUUACGAAAUGAAAUAACAACAAUUAAUACAAAAUUUAGAUCUCGAUUUAAAGAUUUAGCCAAUGAAAUUCUUUAUGAAUUACAUUCAUUAGUUCUUAAUCUUAUUGUUUGUGAACAAAUUACAAAUAAGCUUUUCUAUUAUGUAUUUUGUCUAUCUAAAUUAAAAUAUUUUCAAAUAUCAAAACAAGUAAAAGAAGCACAAUUUUUGGUAGUUAGUUUCGAUAAUUGUGAAGCUAGUCCUAUUGAACAUUUUGUGAUUAAAUUCGGCUUUCUAAUUCAUUCAUUGAAUUAUUUAUUACGUCGUCUACCGCAACUUCGUCAUUUAUCAAUUGAUUAUCUUGUUGGAUUUAAUGAUAUAAAUAUCAAAUUAUCUAAUAUUUUAUUAAAAGAUUUUAAAUAUCUUUCUCUUAAUAUUUAUAAUGUUUCGUUCGGUGGAUUUGAAAAAUUAAUAAAACAUUAUUUUCGUUCUAUUGAAGUUUUACGUGUUAGAACAGAAAAUGAUCAAUCAUAUUUAAAUGCAAAUCAAUGGGAAGAAUUAAUAUUAUCUUUUAUGCCAAAUUUACGUGUUUUUGAUUUCAAUCAUGAUAAUGAUGCAUUUAUUUACAAACCUGUACCAUAUCAUGAUAUACUCAAACAAUUUGCAUCUGAAUUUUGGGUUGAAAGACAAUGGUUUUUUACACAUCAAGGAAAAGAUUACACAUUUUAUUGGCGACAAGAUACACAUAUUUGUCCAGAGUUUCAAGAAAAUAAUUUGAAUUCAGUGAAACAUUUACACAUUCUCUAUCAAAAAAGGACAGAUAAUUUUGUCAAUUAUUUUCCAAAUGCUAUUAAAUUAACCAUUCAUUAUCGUCGUGAAAUAUCUGAUGAUAUCUUAAUAACAAGUAUUGAUCGUAUUGUUCCUGAAAAACUAUUACCACAACUUCAUCAACGAAAUAAAAUUGUUCCAUUAGAACUAAAACAAUUUGUUGAAACAAAUCUUAUCAAAACAUUUGUACUUGCCGAUAAACAUGAUACAUAA
Molecule: messenger RNA, 1038 nt
Organism: Rotaria sordida
Lineage: Eukaryota; Metazoa; Rotifera; Eurotatoria; Philodinida; Philodinidae
Source: the annotation of a GenBank genome assembly